CGGAUCCGGAAUGGAUAUAUGUUUUUCAUCAGUUUCUAAAGAAAUUGGAAAUUUCAGUUCAUCGGCGUGACCUGUCAUAGCCCACCAGCCUCCUUAAAAACCUAAGAUCCUUCUCAUUCAAGAUGCUUCGUGCAGUAAAUUUCUACACGCUUUUCCUGCUGCUUACUCUAGUCCUUCUGCCCGGUACCUUGUCCUUGGCAAACUGUCCAGCCGGUUGUGAUUGCGACGAUGAUACACUGGUGGUACAGUGCGACGAAAGUCGUCUGGAUGUUCUUCCCAUUGCCUUAAAUCCAUCAAUCCAACGUUUGGUCAUACGAAAUAACAAGAUCAAAACGGUUGAUAGCAGUAUUCAGUUCUACGCAGAGCUACAUUUCUUGGAUUUGUCUUCUAAUCAUCUCCUGAAUAUUCCGCCGAAGACUUUCGAUCAUCAGCACAAAUUACAAGAAUUGCAUCUCAAUCACAAUAAGAUCUCGAUGGUACAUAACAAGACAUUCCAGGGAUUGAAUUCGUUGACGGUUUUAAACUUGCGAGAGAAUAUCAUUGAAGAGCUAGGUCCAAGUGUCUUUGGAGUUCUUCCGAGGCUAGAAGAACUAAAUCUUGGGCAAAAUCGGUUGACUAAAAUCGAUCCGCAAGCAUUCAAUGGAUUGAUGUCUUUACGUGUCCUUUAUCUUGAUGACAAUCAAUUGACAUCUGUGCCAACGGCAAGUUUCCAGUUUUUACCCGGUUUAGCUGAGCUACAUGUGGGUUUGAAUAGCUUUUCGAUGCUUCCUGAAGAUGCUUUCAAAGGUUUGCAAAAACUAUCAGUGUUGGAUGUCCGUGGCGCUGCUCUUACUAAUGUCUCCGCUGGUGCUUUUAAUGGACUCGCAGCAUUGAGGUCACUAGAUCUUUCUGGAAACAGUUUGUCGGUGAUACCUACGCAAGAAUUAUCCGGUCUUGUACGAUUGGAAACACUUAGCUUAGGACAAAAUCAAUUUGAAACUAUUCCUGCUCGAGCUUUCCGGGGAUUGGUUAAUCUGCGGCGUUUAGAUAUUACAGCAGCUCAAAAUCUCAAACGAGUUGAACGAGAUGCUUUUGCUGAUAAUUUAAAUCUUGAAAAUUUAAUUCUGGCCAGUAAUAAACGCUUAUCCGUAAUAGAAGACGGAUCUUUGGCAGGUUUGCCGAAUCUUAAACACUUGGUCCUAAAAGAAAACGCUUUCGAAAGCUUUCCAGAGAGUUUAUUAUCAUGGAGUGAACUUAAACGUUUAGAAUUAACAGAUAAUCCUUUGCUUUGUGAUUGUGCACUCCUGUGGCUGAGGGAAUUGUUAGCCGAACGAAAUUUUACUAGUGCACAGUGCCAUGGACCAAAACACGUUCGUGAAAGGCAUUUACGAACGGUAUCUGCCGAAGAACUUGGAUGCGCCAGGACGGAUCCAAGGCAGCAAGCCAUUGUCGGAGCUAUAGUCGUUGGAGGUGCAGCAUUAUUGACAGCGCUGUUGUUAUUAUUGUACAGAUACAGGCGCAGAGUACAAGAAGCACUCAAAGACUACCGUCUGGGUCAGCGUUCUGCAAUGAGCCGCAAAGAGCAUGAAUAUCAGAAGACAUUUUCAGAAGAUGAAUAUGCAGCGGCUCGCCGCUACCCUCAAUUGCCACCACCCCCGAUUCACAGGCCAGUUCCGGUGACGGAACUAUAGCAGCUAGAUAUGUACGGGCCGCCUCCAGAAGUGUUCUGCGUCGGAGGUCCGCCCGUACAUGGAAACAGCAACGGCAACGGUGUUGGCCAUACAGGCAAUGGCCAUCAUUCGUUAACCGCCGCUCGUAGACCGCCAUCGCACCUGCAUAGCUUGGCGUCCAGCGGCGGCACGUUGCCGGCUAAUGGAUUUUCGUAUUACGAAGGCGUGCAUUCCAAUUCACAUGGACUACCGCCGCGUCGGCAUUUGGCGUGCGGGCGCCAUCCGCCGCCACUGCCGCCUUUGCCGCCGAUGGCGACGGAGAAUGAAUAUAGUGUAAUUCAGCCAGUUCACGCCUAUCGUUAAUAUGCAUUUGCAGCUGAUAUCUUGAAGAGCAAUAUUAUUAAUACGAAAAUUCUCGAUAAAAGUAAAUACGAAAGCAUUCCGUUUUAAACAGUGUGCCUGUGUGUAAUGUGUACAUGUGAAUAACAAAGACUUGCAAUAGACUGAAGUGUGAAAUGAUGUUGUUGAAUUGGUUAGAUUUAGUAAUAAGUGAUGAAAAAUAGACUAUAAAAUGUAUUAUAUAAAUCGAUAUUUUAAUGUGCUCUAUUUAUCUGGAAUAUAUUGGAGCAUAAA
This is a messenger RNA of Ctenocephalides felis (cat flea), 2282 nucleotides long. RefSeq names its product slit homolog 2 protein-like. The record is from RefSeq and is a predicted model, not a curated record. Lineage: Eukaryota; Metazoa; Arthropoda; Insecta; Siphonaptera; Pulicidae. The transcript has 4 exons. Bases 123 to 1670 code for a protein of 515 amino acids. Gene Ontology annotation, molecular function: protein binding.